Molecule: messenger RNA, 658 nt
Organism: Panicum hallii
Lineage: Eukaryota; Viridiplantae; Streptophyta; Magnoliopsida; Poales; Poaceae
Product: anaphase-promoting complex subunit 13
Exons: 4
Coding region: 126-344 (72 amino acids)
Biological process (GO): protein K11-linked ubiquitination
Cellular component (GO): anaphase-promoting complex
Source: RefSeq, a predicted model, not a curated record
CCCUUCUACUACGAAGAACAGAGAGGGCGAACUGAAACGCGAAAGCACUCGAGCCGCCAUUGGCGACAACACGACGAGAGCACGACUCCACUCUAGAGCAGAGCGUGCCCGGGGAAGAGGGGGAGAUGAGCGGGCUGGAGCAGGAGCUGGGCCUGAGCCUGGGCGUCCUCAUCGACGUCGUCGACGAGCAGUGGAUGCGCGACACCCUUCCCGCCGAGGACAUCCCCGUGCCGCCGGCCAUGGCCGUGAAGACAGAGGACGCCGAGGACCCCGCGCCCGCCAAUCCAGAAAGCCAACCAGCACAAGGGGAUGUAUGGCGUGAUUUUGCCUUGGAAAAUCUCUGAUCUUUCAUGCUCUACAAGUGCCUCUAGAUGAAGAUUCUACGCUGUGUGGUACAUCACGGUUUCUGCGCUGCGCAAAUGUUUGUCUGAACUUAAUUCAUUAUCUGGUUUAUGCAGUUCCUCCAGAUAUGGGCAUUGAACCUUGUGUUGGCCUGUUAUAACUUAUAAAACUCAAUGGUGAUGAUGAGAGCAAUUUAGUUAUGCGAGUGAUCCAGAUCUUAGCUGCAUGUUGUAACCGAACCUUGUUAAUACCUACUGCUGAGUUUCUUUUCAUAAACUUUUGGAGCUCAUGUUUGAUUACUAGUGUUCUCAACCUA